This is a messenger RNA of Anoplophora glabripennis (Asian longhorned beetle), 1341 nucleotides long. Its product is annotated as zinc finger protein 836-like. Gene Ontology annotation, molecular function: zinc ion binding; RNA polymerase II transcription regulatory region sequence-specific DNA binding; DNA-binding transcription factor activity, RNA polymerase II-specific. The record is from RefSeq and is a predicted model, not a curated record. Gene Ontology annotation, cellular component: nucleus. The transcript is spliced from 5 exons. NCBI's taxonomy places the organism in Eukaryota, Metazoa, Arthropoda, Insecta, Coleoptera, Cerambycidae. Gene Ontology annotation, biological process: regulation of transcription by RNA polymerase II. The coding region runs from base 1 to 1341 and encodes 446 amino acids.
AUGACUGGUGUUCAAGAAACUUCGUGCAAGCUUUGCCUCAAAACUGUAACCGUUAAAGGUUUUGAGGUAAUAGACGACGUUACUAGAGAUACUUUAGAUGUUCUUUUGCUGAAAUUGAAAUUUGAUGCCGAGGGCAAAGAGUUUAUAUGUAACGUCUGCAGAAGAAAGUUAAAUGCAGCAUUCGAAUUUAAGUCAACUUGUCUGAAGACCCAUUACACAAUUAUUCCAUAUGUGGAUUGUGAAAAAAUGUUACAGCUCGAUAUAAGAGAUGUGUAUACGAAGGAAAAGACAAGCGAGUCAGUGCAUAUUUCAGACGGUCAGAAAAUAUGUCGAUUGUGUAUGGAGCCAGUAGAAAGUGAGUUGAGGUGCAUUUGUCAAGAGGAACUUGAAGCUAUCGAGAAAUUGGCUCCUGAAAUGAAUAUAAAUAUCAUCAAAGAUCCCGUUGUGUGUAAGGAAUGCUUUGCUUCUGUGUGCACCCACAACAGUUUCCUAAAAAAUUGCUUGGAAGUACAGGAAGAAAUUAGGGGUAUUUCUAAUAACGCAGCAACAGAAAGUCUGAUAGAUACGUCACCAUCUUAUUUAUUUGUUAAGACUGAAAACCAGGACAAGGAAUUCGAUAUCAAUCAGAUGGAAAUGUCAAUCAAAGCUGAAAGUAUCGACAUAAAAUCGGAAGAUGAAGAAAGUAGCGACUCGCUACUGCAGAGCUCCAAUAGUGAUUUAUUCGAGAAGAGUGUUCGUCGAGAUGCAGAGGAGGAUGGAUGUAAACAUGAGAAUAGAUCGACAAACGAAUGUAUGAAUGAGUAUGAAACUGAAAAUAAAAAAUUUUUUCAGAAGCACCGGUUGAGGCAUAAAGACUCUUCGGAUACGAGUAUGCACCGAUGCGGAUCAUAUGAUUACAAGACAAGCCACAGGUGUGAGCUUGCUAAGUGUCAGGUGAAACACAAAAGCGCUUCUGAAGGUGAUUAUAAAAUCAAAAACACCGCGUUACCGAAUAAGGACACUUCACAACUGCCCAAAUAUAAAUGUGACGGUUGCACAUACCAAUCAGAGAAUAAGACACAUUUUACCAGACACAAGUUGGUACAUAAACAUCCUUCACAGGCCAAAAUGUACGGGUGUAACGACUGCGAUUACAAAACUAAAUUCCACAAUUGUAUUAAACGGCAUCAGCUGAAACAUAAAGAUCCUUCUCAGGUUCAAAUGUACAGGUGUAAGGACUGCGAUUAUGAAACUAGAUACAAAAGUGAUAUGAAACAACACCAACUGAAACAUAAGGAUCCUUCUCAGGUUCAAAUGUACAGGUGUAAGGACUGUGUAUUUUGCGGGAAUUUGAACGAAUGA